UCCAGCUUGCUUUUCUCUCCUCCCCAUCCUCACCCUACGACGGUCAUCCAGACAAGACAAGACAAGUCAAAGUCAAAGUCGAGUCAGGUCUAUCCUCUUGAGUGUCGACUUCCUAGACGAGAGCGAUCCGGAGCGUCAAGUCAAUUCAUUCAGCUCCAUAAUUCCAUCUCAUCAAGGACGCUGACGUCGGCUCAAUUGGUUUAUUGUUGUGACUCGUCAAAGCAAGCAGUGCACCAGCGCAUCACCUGCAACCGCAAAAGGGCCUCGACCACCUCCCCCUCGACGGCCUCGACCCAGCGUUGGACCUGUCUUGAAGUCGUCUGCAGCUAGGUCCUCGGUUGCCUAUCAUCAGUGCCCUUGCUGAACGGUCUGCUUCGGCUUGGCACAAGGCAGCCUACCAUCUGUUGUUGUUCACCGGCAGUGCAAUUCCUGAAACAACGAUAUAUCGGCAACCAGUCCUCUUCAUCUUGUCGCUGCUUUGCACGUCAUCCGCCCGAUUUUCUCCUCAUUCACGCCAAUUACCUGCGACUGCAACAAAGGCCCGGGUGAAUAAAAGACAGACAAGACACAAAAAUAGAGGGCAGCUCCCGCCAAGGGGGACACGGUCGACCUGGAAGUGCGAUAUUUGUUGAACUAGGACGGCUGAAGAGUCACAACCUCUUCUCCAUCCUGUUCCAGAAGGCGAACCCACCUACGAAUGAGUCCUCUCACGAUCCACUGGGUGCUUCUAUAAUAGGUGCCAACAUCUCACGCAACCUCAUUACCCACCACAGGCGCCGGGAUCCUCCCAGCAUCCGAGGCUCCGCUCACUUGACGGCUGUGCCGUGGACAAUUACUCACAGCUUCGUGUCUCCGGCCCCGUCAUUGUCCCCAUCCUUCUUGCUGUGGUCCCGCUCCGCUCUCGCCGCCCAGUGCAUUAUCAUACUUCACACCAUUGAGGGACGACUCCUGCUGGCAUCUACUACAAGACUUCGGCAUCGUCAUCCCUUGGGUCUCAAUCACUUCUUGCUUCUUCCUUGACAUAAACCUUUCUUCGCGAGACCUUCUUCACUCUUUCUUCCAAAACCACAAUCAACUCUUUCCAAUGAGCCUUUAACGAUCUUUCUUUUGUUCCCUUUUCAAAGCAUACGUCUCCAGUCAACUCGACUCGUCGACGAAAACACAGUCAACUCUCCAGUCAACCUUUCCUUACCAGUCUUUUUUUAUCAUACCGAAAAUACCCAAAAUCGAUGAGCCUCUGAAAAUCAACGAUCCGCACUUUUGUUUGUUUUGUUUUACUACCUGACCUCACGGUCUGUAUAUCGCCUCUCUACAACAUCCUCGGUACCUCCUACCGCCGACUCGCACGCAUACAUACUUGGACCACCUCACCGACUACUCCAAACGGGACUCGACAUCUCUUCGCAACUCUCCUCUCUCCGGCAACUUCUCACCGCCCCAUCGAUUUCUUGAAAUCUAUACACAAAGCAGCCGAAAGAAAAGAGAAAAAAAGAUAUUCGGAGUUUCUUUGGGCAACAUUUGUCAUUCAUCAUUGGCAUAGACUGGUCGGCACCGAGGCCUACGACAAACAGCGUCUGUGGUCCCUGUAUCACCAGGCAUCCUUUUGUCUUCAGCAACCUACGAUUUUUUUUUUAUUUUAAUUUGGGACACAUCCUUUUCUUCUUUUUCACACAAUGGAAUGCUUGCGAGACGAGUUUAACGGCGGUGUCGUCCUCGAUGGGCGAUACGAGACCUUGGCGCCACUCAACCAUGGGUCCUUUGGCAUGGUCUUCAAAGCUCGUGACCUGGUCACGGGGGAGACUGUUGCCAUCAAGUGCCUAACCAAGAAAUCAGCGGCUGACGAAGCUGGCUUCGACUUCGCCAUUGAUGACAAGUCGGAGGAGCUCGUACUCCACCGCCGUCUUGGCCGCCACCCCAACAUUGUCAACCUUCUCCACUCCUUCGAGACCGACGCUCAUGUCUACCUCGUCCUCGAGUACUGUCAACAGGGUGAUCUUUAUGAGGCUAUCCGUGUCGAUCAGGGUCCCCUUGAGACGGAGCAUGUCAGGCGCUUCAUGCUGGAGCUUGUGGACGCUGUUGCCUACAUCCACUCCAAGGGCGUCUACCAUCGAGACAUCAAGCCUGAGAACAUCUUUCUCGGCAAGGAUGGUACCAUGAAGCUGGGAGACUUUGGACUGGCCAUCAAAGACAAGUGGACGUACGAGACCUCCGUCGGCAGCGACCGCUACAUGUCGCCAGAGCAGUACGACUCGGCUGGCGCUGGGUAUUCCCCCGCGCAGGCUGACAUCUGGGCCAUUGGCAUCUGCCUGCUGAACAUACUGUUCUCGCGGAACCCCUUCACCACCCCGACCGAGGCUGAUCCCCUCUUCCUGGAUUUCUCCCGAGACAAGCAGUCCCUCUUCGAUGUCUUCCCGUCGAUGUCGCAAGACACCUACGAGGUCAUCGUCGAGUGCAUGAACCUGGACCCCAAGAAGAGGUCGCUGAUCGGAGCGCGCAGGGCCCUGAACCGCGUCGUGAGCUUCACCACCCUGGACGAGGGUGAUGACGAGUUCUGCUCUGCCCACCGCGAUACCAUGGCCACUGCCAACCGGGAGCCACUGCGCACACCCUCGAUCCAGUCACCCCAGGUCGACACUGGUGCCUUCCCCUGGGCCCGCGCCCUGCACACCACGAGUGCUGCCCAGCCAAUCCGCCAGCUCAGCGUCAUCCCAGACAACGAAAGCUACACCGAGGAUCUCUUCUCCAACUCUGUGGCGACGGCUGACUGGGUCUCCUCCGCCCAGACCCCAUCCACGGCGUCCAUCCUCGGGUCUGGCCUUACUGGUUCCAUGCAGUCGCUUGCCAUCAAGCGUCCCAACCUGCUGAAGCCAGCUGCCCAGAUCGCACCCAUGUCAGGCUCCCUGCCGAUCUCCAUGUCCAAGCCGCGCAACAUUCCGUCUAUGUCUGCGGUCUUUGGUGGCAAGGACACAGUGUCCAAGAGCUGGAGUGACCUCUGGGAGGAGGAGGAGGAGGAACACCAGGAAGAAGAGCGGGCUCGUCAGUUUCGGGCUCUCAAGAAGAUGAACUCUCGGACUUGGAGCCAAGACAGCAAGGCUGACGACGACGACACGCCUCGUCAGGGUCUGUCGCCGGCCGUCAAGUCUUCGGUCAUGAGCGCUGAGCCCCACGUGCCGUCCAUUGAGGAUGCAAUCGAUAUGGACGGCGACCUGCCAGACGACUUCUUCUUCCAGGAUGUCAGCCCAGUCAAGACACAUGAGCUGCACCCGCCACGCCACUCACCACCCCCUUCCAAGAAGGAUGUCCUGGAGAAGUGGGCCAAGCUUGGUGAGCGCCGCCGCGCGUACACUGGCAACCGAGAGUCGAUGCCCAAGCCAGACUUCAUGGUCAAAGCGGGACGUCAACCUGGCCAUGUACUCAACUACGGUGUGUUUGGGGAUCACGCCUCGACGAAUUUCAACAAUUUUUCUGUUCGUGAGAGGGCCAAGGAGUGUCCUUGGAGUAAGAGCAAAUCGCGCGAGCUCAACUGGAGUUGGCGCCGGGAGAAGCGCCUCGGCGAUGCCGAGUGGGUUGGUGCUAGCUGGCAGGAGGCUCACUCUUAAAAGAGAGAGCCCUCCGUUUUCAUUGCCUGCUCACCACUUGUGGUUGGGCUAUCUUGUCUUCUGUUUUUCUCUAUCUCAUCUUCACCGCCAUGUCUCAAUACGGUUUGGAAUAGUGUGCUCUGCUCUCCACCUGCACCACACUACAUUUUCACGCCUCGUGUUUGCCGCUCUGGGAGGUUACAUUCUUCUUCUACUACUCUUUUAGUUCUUUGUGGGAAGGCCUGUUUGAUGAUUGCAUCGCGUAUGGGGUUGAAGGGUUCUCAACAAAUUGCAUCGGGAAUGGGUUUUCAUUUACUGUUACAUAUUUUUAUUUUUUCUUGGCCAGGAAAACACAAAAACAUUGCGGAAGGGGGCAGAGCGGCAAGGCGGCAGACACGAGGCAAAACCGGUGCGAACCAUGGUCAAAUGGAGUUUCUUGACUCUAAAGCAAGACAAAAAAACUCGACCAAGGUGAUGAAGAGAUAAGACAAUGAUCUUGUCCAACUCGCUUUCUGUGUAUUAGAUAUCUCCACACUACUAGUCAAACACAAUACCAGAAGUUACCCACUCAC
This is a messenger RNA of Cryphonectria parasitica EP155, 4150 nucleotides long. RefSeq lists its product as uncharacterized. Gene Ontology annotation, biological process: protein phosphorylation. The transcript is spliced from 2 exons. NCBI's taxonomy places the organism in Eukaryota, Fungi, Ascomycota, Sordariomycetes, Diaporthales, Cryphonectriaceae. The coding region runs from base 1674 to 3599 and encodes 641 amino acids. The record is from RefSeq and is a predicted model, not a curated record. Gene Ontology annotation, molecular function: ATP binding; protein kinase activity.